Molecule: messenger RNA, 793 nt
Organism: Raphanus sativus (radish)
Lineage: Eukaryota; Viridiplantae; Streptophyta; Magnoliopsida; Brassicales; Brassicaceae
Product: mitochondrial import inner membrane translocase subunit TIM22-3
Exons: 5
Coding region: 51-686 (211 amino acids)
Biological process (GO): protein insertion into mitochondrial inner membrane; protein targeting to chloroplast
Cellular component (GO): TIM22 mitochondrial import inner membrane insertion complex; chloroplast envelope
Molecular function (GO): transmembrane protein transporter activity
Source: RefSeq, a predicted model, not a curated record
UAAACAAACUCCAUUACUCCAGUAUCUUCAGCUUCAGAGGCUCUUCAGCUAUGGCAGCCGAGAAUUCUCCAGACGUCGAUACGAGUCUCGAUUCCGAUUCAAACCCCAACACUAACGUCAAUGCUGAUGUGAUCACUCACGACUCUUCCAAUGCGUUGGCAAUCCCUUCUCCCGCCGUUUGUCUCGUCCCUUUCGCCGGAGAUGCUGCCGGCGGCGCCGUCAUGGGCUCUGUAUUCGGAUAUGGUUCCGGAUUGUUUAAGAAGAAGGGGUUUAAGGGAUCGUUUGCUGAUGCGGGUCAGUCUGCUAAGACUUUUGCGGUUUUAUCUGGAGUACACACUUUGGUUGUUUGCCUUCUGAAGAAACUGCGUGGGAAAGAUGAUGCGAUUAACGUUGGAGUUGCUGGGUGCUGCACUGGACUUGCUCUUAGUUUCCCCGGUCCACCACAAGCAAUGCUACAAAGCUGUAUCACUUUUGGUGCCUUUUCUUUCAUCCUUGAAGGACUCAACAAAAGGCAAACAGCUUUGGCUCACUCUGUCUCGCUGAGACAUGAUCAAAGCAGAAGUCUCAAAGAUGAUUUACCACUCUCUUUGGCUAUCCCAAUCCACGAAGAAAUCAGAGGAGCUUUCUCUUCUUUCUGCAACUCUUUAACAAAAUCCAGGGAGGUCGCAUUUCCCCGCGCACGUUGAGUUUUGUUUCUUUACAACCUGUUUUUUCAGACCUUUUGUAGAUGUUGAAAACAUGUGAAAAUGGUUUUGCGGCUUAAGCCAAUGAGAAAUGGAGAUAUAUGUCUUAA